Exophiala bonariae is the source of this 2472-nucleotide messenger RNA. RefSeq lists its product as uncharacterized. Bases 1 to 2472 code for a protein of 823 amino acids. The transcript has 3 exons. The record is from RefSeq and is a predicted model, not a curated record. NCBI's taxonomy places the organism in Eukaryota, Fungi, Ascomycota, Eurotiomycetes, Chaetothyriales, Herpotrichiellaceae.
AUGGACAAUCUGGAAAUUCAGUUAUGGGACAGCAUGGUUGUCCAUCGAAAAACACAGCUUGCUCUUCAUGCCAAAGCCCAUGCCACAGUAUCCAGCGGAGCAAAUCCGAGUGCUUCUCACAUUACUGACCAUGAUGAAGUUCUGACAUCUGGUCCUUAUUGGAUCCCCAAAGCUCAGACUUUUAUCCUGUCGCUCCAUCUCGAUUUUCACGAGAGCAUAACAAAUGUCUGUGACUGUGGAACAGAUGCGGUUGAUGUAGUUGCUGACUCCAUUGGAACGGCUGAGCUCUGGUCGGAGCUUGGCUACGAUGUAUGUCAGCUUGCUGUCACACGAGGUGAUAGUGCUUUCGGGAAGAACUCUCCCACCAUCGAGAUGAAGAUGCGGUGUUUCGAUCAUCGUGAUGACUCCACCCUCGAUUGCCCUCCGGACAUUCGAGUAGUACACUUAACGUCCGUUCGAAUCGACUGUCUGCUCAAGCAUGCAUCCAUGAUAGCUCCACAGCCACCGAAUGGCUCGGUUCAUGCCUCGAAACCAGACCCUAUACCCGUCUCAUCACUUGACCCCUCUCCAAUUGGUGGCUUCAUGCUUCCCCAGGCAUCAAAUGACAGAUCCGAGGGUAUUGGAAAUUGUGAUCAGAGUUCUCACAGAGAAGACACACGCCUUCCGAGUACAAUGGUGACGAGGAUAAGAUUCAGAGAGACACAGAAGCAAGACGCUUUUGCCUUGAGCGACGAUGUCCUAGUACGACUUGUCGAUGCUGUCCUACGCAAGGGUAUUUGCACAGAUGCGAUGAGUCAAAGUCCUAGUAUCAAUGUGGUUUGCGAAUUUCAGAAGCUAUCACUGUCCGAAUUUGCGCCAAACAUCUUCAGCCGGGCUUACAGCAAUGAUUUUGAGCAACAAGCUAUUUUCGUCAGGGGACUUGCCAGCAUAUUAUCCUCAUUCUCGCUGUCCAGUAGACAGAGUACAAUCCAGUCAGGUGCUCUCAUUACGAAUGGUGCUGAUGAUGUGGACAACAACGGGCGUCGAUUUGCUCGGGAGCUGUGCCGGAAAGCAAUGUGGAUGACACUGGCUCGUGGGCUUCGGAGCAGCAAAUCAGCACGACGAUUGACUCCACUAUGCCCUAUCCGGAGUGUACUUUCUGGUACACAUUCAAGGCAGCAAACGGGCAUUUGUCCCUCAGUGCUCAUGCAAAAUUUGGGUUCGGAAGAUCUAUGGAAGAGAUCGGCGAUGAAACGAGCCGAGGACGUCUAUGGGGAGAUUCCCCUGACCAGACAAUGUCCUGAGAUACCCGCAAGUUUGGACUCUUUCAACGAAUGCUCCAUAUCUGCUGUCCCGUCAAUCGAUGAUGUCUUGGAUGCAGCAAUGUCCGGCUAUCAUGACGUGCAUUCCGCAGAAGAGGGUCAACGAGAGUUAGAUAUCUUCGAUCUUCUUCAAGAAUCAGAGAGUAUAGGGGGGCAGAUCGACGAAAGGAGAAACCAGACACGCAGCAUCUCACCAGAAAGUGAUGUGUCAAUGCUUACGGCUCUGGUUCGAAAGGUUACUCACACUGUUGAACAAGCACAUGCAGUCAAAACAUUCGAUGUGAUUGGUGGUAACACUUUGCUUACUCAGAAUGUCAUCCGCAUGCAUCCGCCCUGGACGAAUGUGAGCGUAAGGGAUGAUGUCCAUUCACCAAGCUACGACGAGCGCGGGCCAAGCUCACAAGAAACUGCCGUAUCGCAAUGGGUUGGCGAUAUAUUGGACAGGGAGCCAUCUUCAAUAUCCGAACCAUGGACUUGUUGCUCGGACAGUUGCACAGCGCUGGGUAUCAACUGCAAGACCGCUAUUACAGAUCACGAGCUGAUCUCCGUCAUUCAAGACACCAUAUACGAUUCCGCUGAGGAAGAGAACCUGCUUGAAAUUUCAAUGACGCUAUCCUCCAGUGAAAGUGAACGAUUGACGGACUCUUCAUUAUCAGACGUCCUUGGAAACGACCAUCUCUUGUGGCACAUGUGGAAACGACGAGCCAGUGUGGCUCCACGUGGGGAGGCGGACAUUGAAGACAUGAAGAUCUUGUACGAAUCAGAUCCUGACAUGAAGCUCUUCGCCAAAGACUGGAAUAUGGACAACAGAGAUAUGGGCUCAAGUAGCAAUGGUGAGCCCAUGCUUCAGGAAAUGCCCUCUCAAUUGGGGAAAACCAGCUCGUCAGCAAGCCCUACAGCAGAUAGACGGUCUUACUUCACACCAAGUCGAUCAUCCUCCUCCUCCUCAUCACCUGCACAAACACCCUCAGACGCUAAGCUCCAGCGCCGGGGGAGUAUGUUGAAACGACUCUCAUGGGGAGGACGGUCACAUUCAAUGGAAUCGGCGGGGCUCAAUAUGACUAGUCUUGACGGUAGAGAUUUCGAGGUGAAGAGAAGAAGGACUAUGGAAGACUAUGCGACGAUGGAAAAGGAAACCAACGGCGAUGCUUCAAACGAGAUGCUCUUUUAA